This is a messenger RNA of Mus musculus (house mouse), 1245 nucleotides long. RefSeq names its product C-type lectin domain family 4, member n (gene Clec4n). Gene Ontology annotation, cellular component: plasma membrane. Gene Ontology annotation, molecular function: D-mannose binding; carbohydrate binding; pattern recognition receptor activity. Bases 177 to 806 code for a protein of 209 amino acids. The record is from RefSeq and is marked validated. The transcript is spliced from 6 exons. Lineage: Eukaryota; Metazoa; Chordata; Mammalia; Rodentia; Muridae.
AGUGCAGACUCUCUGACUUCUGGGUUUGCAGCAUUGGCCCGCUCUGUGGCAUUUAACUCAAGUGUGUGUGGAAGUUGAUUCUGAACUCUGGCCUCUUUGACAGAAGCCAGGUCCCUGAGUCGUAUUUUGGAGACAGAUGCAAGAAACCCCUGACCUUCUGAACAUACACCUCAACAAUGGUGCAGGAAAGACAAUCCCAAGGGAAGGGAGUCUGCUGGACCCUGAGACUCUGGUCAGCUGCUGUGAUUUCCAUGUUACUCUUGAGUACCUGUUUCAUUGCGAGCUGUGUGGUGACUUACCAAUUUAUUAUGGACCAGCCCAGUAGAAGACUAUAUGAACUUCACACAUACCAUUCCAGUCUCACCUGCUUCAGUGAAGGGACUAUGGUGUCAGAAAAAAUGUGGGGAUGCUGCCCAAAUCACUGGAAGUCAUUUGGCUCCAGCUGCUACCUCAUUUCUACCAAGGAGAACUUCUGGAGCACCAGUGAGCAGAACUGUGUUCAGAUGGGGGCUCAUCUGGUGGUGAUCAAUACUGAAGCGGAGCAGAAUUUCAUCACCCAGCAGCUGAAUGAGUCACUUUCUUACUUCCUGGGUCUUUCGGAUCCACAAGGUAAUGGCAAAUGGCAAUGGAUCGAUGAUACUCCUUUCAGUCAAAAUGUCAGGUUCUGGCACCCCCAUGAACCCAAUCUUCCAGAAGAGCGGUGUGUUUCAAUAGUUUACUGGAAUCCUUCGAAAUGGGGCUGGAAUGAUGUUUUCUGUGAUAGUAAACACAAUUCAAUAUGUGAAAUGAAGAAGAUUUACCUAUGAGUGCCUGUUAUUCAUUAAUAUCUUUAAAGUUCAGACCUACCAAGAAGCCAUAACUUCUUGGCCUGUACAUCUGACAGAGGCCGUUCUUUUCCUAGCCACUAUUCUUUACUCAAACAGAAUGAGCCCUUUCUCCUUCUGAUGGUUAGAGUUUUGUCAACUUGACACAAACUAGAGUCACCUGGGGAGUAGGAUCUUCAGCUAAGGAAUUGCCUCUGUCAGCUUGACCAGUCAGCAUGUCUGGGGGCAUUUUCUUGAUUAAUGAUUGUUGUAAGAGGGUCCAGGUGGUAAGCAAAGGUGUUAAACCCAUGAAGAGCAAGCCAGGGAGCAUCAUCCAUCCAUCUCUGCCCUCAGGUUUCUGCCCCAGGGUCUUGCCCUGGUUUCUUUCUAUGAACUGCUGUUACUUGAAAGUAUAAGAUGAAUAAACAAUUUCAUCCAAGUU